AUGAAGCUAUCUUCAGUCCUUCUUUUAUCAACUGCAUCAGUCGCAGCGACUGGCGCGGGACCAAAGCCUAAGCCUCUACGCAGGCCCAACUUCGUUCUCAUCAUGUCAGAUGAUCAAGACAAGCAUCUAGACUCUCUUGAUUUUCAACCCGCGAUACAGAAACAAAUUGCCAAUCAUGGUACUAUGUUUGAGAGCCACUACUGCACAAUGGCACAGUGUUGUCCGUCCCGCGUCAGUUUUUUCACGGGUAGGCAUGGCCACAACACUAACAUUACGGAUGUUGCACCACCAUAUGGGGGUUAUCCCAUGUUCAUUGAACAAGGUUUCAACAAACAGUACUUGCCUGUGUGGCUGCAACAUGCGGGCUACAACACGUAUUACGUUGGAAAGCUUGUGAACUCCCAUAGUGAUAAGAACUACAAUAAACCAUACCCAGCGGGCUUCAAUGGAACAGAUUUUCUUAUCCAGCCAAACAUUUACAACUACAGAAACGCCUCCUUCCAGCGCAAUCAUGAUGAGCCAAACUUUCUUGACGACGCGGCUGAUAAUGUCGACAUGCGGCCUUUUUUCCUGCUCGCCAUGCCAAUCGGACCUCAUUCAGAGGUAGUUCCUACGGGUAACGGUGUCAUGUUUACACCACCAGUACCUGCAGAUCGUCAUUCACGUCUGUACCCAAACGUAACAAUCCCUCGCACAAAGAGCUUCAAUCCAGCAUCACCCAAGGAUAUCAGCUUUCUCAGAGACUUGCCACUGUUGAACUCGACCGUUGUUGAUUCCUUGGAUGAGUUCUACCGGCUGAGGCUGCGUGCCUUGGCUUCAGUGGACGACAUGGUCGAUGAAAUAUUUGCGAAACUUGAAAAGCGCCGACUUCUUGAGAACACGCAUGUCAUCUAUACCACAGACAAUGGAUUUCAUAUGGAUCAACACCGACUCCAAGCCGGAAAGACUACUUGCUACGAAGAAGAUGUCAACAUUCCUUUUAUGAUUCGGAUGAAUCACCCUACGAAUCAUGUCGACCUUGCUCCUACAAUCUUCGAUCUAGCGGGUAUUCCCUUACGUGAUGAUUUUGAUGGGGCACCAAUGCCCAUCAAAGACAAAGAUCAGAAGAAGCCCCAAACGUACGAGAGUAUCAAUGUCGAGUUCUGGGGGAUUAAUAGUGUUGAAGAGGGUCAUUACGGUGCCAAUUGUGAGGUUCCUGAAUAUUCCUUAGUAGGUUUUGAUCUUCGUUCUUAUAUCAUGAAUAACACGUACAAAUCUGUGCGCCUUAUUGGUUCAGGAUACAAUAUCAUGUACAGUGCCUGGUGUACAAACGAACAUGAGCUCUACAAUAUGCAUGCGGACCCUUACCAGAUGAACAAUAUUUACCAAUCCAAGGGCUACCCCCUUGGGAACUCAAUUGAAAAAGUAGUAUCCCGCCUCAACGGUCUCAUGAUGGUUCUCAGGCGUUGCCAGGGCCAGCAAUGCGUCUGCCCAUGGAAGACGCUUCAUCCAAAGGGUAACGUGAAGAGUCAUCCUGAUGUACUCCAGUCAAAAUAUAAUAGCUUCUAUGAGAAGCAAAUGCCACAAGUAUCGUUCGAUGAGUGUUUGCAGGGAUUUAUUAUCUCAAUUGAAGGCCCUCAGGUCCCGGCAAUGUUGGCAAGACGAAGGAGGACGCAGAUUAUGACUUCUUGA
Molecule: messenger RNA, 1671 nt
Organism: Fusarium venenatum
Lineage: Eukaryota; Fungi; Ascomycota; Sordariomycetes; Hypocreales; Nectriaceae
Source: RefSeq, a predicted model, not a curated record